UCCAGGGACAACAACAGGAAGUAGAGGCGAGUUAAGAGCAGCGUGGGGAGGAUUUGGAUCCGAACGGGAUGUUUCACUGCAGCCGCGGCGGUUCCGAUCCACUCAACAUGUCCAAGAGCGACUUCCUGAGAGGAAUCAUCACCGAGAAGCUGAGCACCGCGGCCCGGGAGAUCCUGGCGGUGGUGGAGCGAACCGUGGCCGACUACGAGCAGGAGGCGUCGAGCUUCAGACGGGAGAUCGACCGGCAGCGGCGGCAGCUGGAGCUGCUGCAGCCGCUGGUCCGGCUGGACCGAGCAGAUGUGGAGGAAGCUGAGAGGCACAAACUGACUGGGAACCACUCUGAUGAAGAGGAGGAAGAGGAAGAUCCAGUGGCGAUCUCCAAGCUGAUCCAAGAAGACCUGCAGGACCCAGAUUAUGAAAUACCACCGAGGUCCGGUUUCUCCAGAGUCCAGACCGCCAGAAGGAGGAAAAGAACCGGCCAAACUCAGGUCAGCGACUCUCAGAACCACAUGAAGAAAACGCAGGUAAAGAUUGAGGUUGGUCAACAUGUCCCCUCCGAGUCUGCAGCUCCCGACCCGGUGGUUCUGAAGAGCCAUGAAACCGGGUUCCAGACGAGCUUUGUUGGCGCCGUCAACGGGUCCGCCAGCUCAGCGGACCAGAACCAGGAAGCCCAUCAGGUCACCAUGGAAUCCCAGAUGUGCUGGAACCAAGUGGUGAAGGUGGAGGUGAAGCAGGAAGAAGGUUCUGUGGCUCAGCUCACUCUGGAUCCUGAUCCGACCGACGACGACAAAUCUGGACUGCAAAGCAGCUCUCCUGAAGGCGAGUCGGAUCCCGGAGGAGACGGCCUGUCCGUCAGCUCUACGUCUGAACUCGACGACCUGGAAUCGGACGAUGACUCCAGCGACUCCAGCAGCGACACGGACGAGUCUUUAGAUGAAUCUGUCGACAGUAAUCAGGACGUUGAGCCAAAGACACAGAGGAAAACCGACAAGCUGACGUGCAGAGUGUGGGAGUGUGGUUGGUACAGGCAGCUGGGGAGUCUGAUCAGCCACAUCUGGAAUCACGUCAACGAGCCUCAUGGCGUCUGCGGCGUCUGCGGAGAGAAGUUUGAGUCUGUGGAAGCGUUAAAGCAACACCUCCCAAGUCACAAAAAGGGCUACAGCUGCUGGAUCUGUGGGAAGUACCUGCUCUCCAGCGUCACCCUCAACCGCCACAUCGCCAAGCAUGCCACAGACGCUCCCAUUAAUCUGGCGGCGGAGACUCCGAUCAAAUGCAACGUUUGCAGCAAGACCUUCUCCACCGUGCCGGCCUUGAACGGGCACAGCCGGGUCCACUUGGAAAAACGACCCGCCGGGUGCCAUCUUUGUCCAAAAUCGUUUGAUCUGAAGUCGGAUCUCGUAACCCAGAGAAAGCGCCCUGGCGGCGUCUACGGCAACGCCUCGACGGGAAGCCUGGGCUUCUCCUGCAGCCUCUGUGGGAAGACCUUCGCGCUGGAAUCCUCCCUGAAGACGCAUGAGAAAACCCACGCAACGAGCGACUGCCCGUUCACCUGCCAAGUCUGCCACAAGACUUUCCAAACCUACCAGAACCUGACGAACCACAAGAAGACUCACGGCACAGUCGGCUCCUUCCUCUGCAGCCUGUGCAACAUGAGCUUCCUGUCCGAAGACACGCUGAAGGUCCACAUGAUCGUCCACGCCAAGACGCCGUACAAGUGCUCACGGUGCGGGCGCUGCUUCAAACGGCUGGCCUACCUGGUCAACCACAUCAAGACGCAUUCAGCCUUCCAGCAGUGUGUCUGCACCAUCUGUGGCCAGGUGAGUCACGGACUGGAGGCCCUGGAGGACCACAUGAGGAUCCACACCGGGGAGAUCCCCGUAGAACAGAACCUCCACCUGGACCCGUGGUAUGAGAACACGCCGGAGGAACCGCAGGGAAGUUCACUGAUGUCUGGAGGUCAAGAGAGACACAGCAUGGUUUAAACCAUCAUCCUGCGCCGUCUGCGGGAAAACCUGGAAACCUGACCGGAGAAGAUCUGUGACAUGAAAAGAGAAACGGCCGGGAUGUUCACUG
Poeciliopsis prolifica (blackstripe livebearer) is the source of this 2073-nucleotide messenger RNA. RefSeq names its product zinc finger protein 79-like. Lineage: Eukaryota; Metazoa; Chordata; Actinopteri; Cyprinodontiformes; Poeciliidae. Gene Ontology annotation, biological process: regulation of transcription by RNA polymerase II. Gene Ontology annotation, molecular function: RNA polymerase II cis-regulatory region sequence-specific DNA binding; DNA-binding transcription factor activity, RNA polymerase II-specific. The record is from RefSeq and is a predicted model, not a curated record. Bases 69 to 1982 code for a protein of 637 amino acids. The transcript is spliced from 7 exons.